UAAGUAUUAAUUGUCACUUUUCUUUUUUACCUAAUAAGGGGGACAGUGGAAACUUCUAGUCACUGCAACUUGUACAAUAUAAAUAAUUGAACAGUAAAGAUUUAAUUUUUGCCAUUGACUUUAAUUGAAUGACUAAAACUACUUGAGUUCCAACAGGUUUGUUGUGUUUUGUUUCUUGUUUUUUUUUUUUCUUCUUUCUUAAUGGACAGUGACCAGGGUUCACAAAGAAAUAAGGCAGAAGUGUAGUUGUUAUAUUAAGUAAUAAAAAUAGAUUCAUGCCCUUGAACAUGAAAUUCUUUGGAGUAAAAGUUGGCAGGUGUCCCAGUCUGUAUCGGAAGAGAGAGACUGGGCAGGAAAAAACAAACACAAUCCAAGGAGCAACAAUGAAGGGGAAAAGUGUACAAUAGGAAAUUGUUAAUUAAGAUGAUUGCCUGCCAUAAAAAAUCCAAUAACUUAGUGUAUUUGAUUUGCCAGCAGGUUGAAAGUAUGGUUAUAUGGCGUGCUCAGGGACAAAAUAGAUCAAAUAACACACUGAUUUUUGGGUUCAAAACCCCAUUUUUUGUGGCUGAUUACCUGUUUUGCUGUUUUCAGUGUAUACACAGUUCUUCUGGCUGGAAGUGUUGGUUCCUGAGAUAAAGUGUUACAAAAUUUGGAAAAUACUGACCAUAAAGAAAGAAAGAAAAGGUGAAAUGUGCACUAAAUUUGCUUCAAAAUAAAGUCCGUGAAUGACAAAUGAGGAUCUUGAGUGGAAACCCCUUUUAUUACUAGGUCCAAAUAAGUUUUUUGGACAGUUUUGGUGGGUCUCACAUGAAUUCACACUUGAGUGUAAUCUCAUGAUACUGUGAAAAGAAAUUACAUGGCAUCAUCUGAAGUGAGGUUGCAGGUCAGAGCUGGGCUGAAAUUUGGUAUUUUUUUGUGAUGUAUUGAGUUAAUUCACACAGUAACAAGGCAUAGUGGGUGUCUCACCCCUCCCAGCAUCUAAUUUGGAAAAAAAAAAAAAAAAUUGGGACAAAAAAAGGAAAUAAAUGAUGUCAAUUUGUAGCACUGGGUUCUCAAUUCAGGGUAAUGGGUGGGUGAUUUUAGGCUUUUAGAAAUAAGGGGGGGUAAUACAGGAGAGAUGGAUGAUGAACAUGAGUUGAAUAUACCAGGGCUUGGUUAAACUGGGUGAGGAUAUAAUCCAAAAAUAAAUGCCGGUGUCUUGACGCAAAAAUUAGAGAUUUAAUUUUAUCAAAGUCAUUAAUGUAUGAAUUAGCUUUUAAAAGCUCCAGUUAAAAUCAGGAGUGUGUAGCAGCAGUGGAAGUGGUUGAGGUUUGCUGGGGUGGUACCAACCUGCCUCUCCAGCCCUUCCUGUUCAUCCACAUUUGGGGGUUGGUUUAAAUAGAGGCAUGGUCUGGGUGGCAUUUCCAGAGUCUCUGUAGUCCUGUGUUUUACCAAUUCCCAUAGUUUGGUGUCUUAGGCAGGGAUUUUAGAUAAAUUCAGAAGUUCAACAACAACAAAGAAGUCAUUACCCAGUCUAAGAACUUUAAGGUUCAACUUCUUCUUUCAGUAAAAAAAAUAUUGUUUGAAUUUCCUUCUGUUAUUUCUAAAAUUUUGGGGUGAAAUCUGUGCCACAUAAAGGUAGUGAUGCUGAACAAUUCACAUAUAAAUUAACAGGUUUUACUAGCAAAAUCCAUAAUGGGAUUCACUCAUUUUUGUCAGGUAUUUCCAGUUUUUAAUUAAUGCUUUGCAUGUCUGAGCAGAGCACAUCCUUCAUAUUUCUGAGGUUUGGUAUUUUUUUACAGUUUCAGCAUUGAAUUGUUUGUUUCUUAGGGAGAGCUUUAACUUCUAAACUUUUUUUUGUUGCAACCCUGGACUUGCUCUUUUCAAAAAGACUUGAAAUUGCCUGUGAAUCUUUUAUCUUCAAACAGCAAAUUAAUUUUCAUCAUGAGAUUUUAGGGUUUUAGGUCUCUGAAAAGCAUCUGUACACAAACUCUGUGCAUAACGGGGAUUUUAUGUGAGUGUCAUCUUGUAUGGAUGGUGUCUAUAGCUUUUAAAGAAAGAAUUUUAGACUAAUUCCAAUUAAAUAACACUGACAUAAUAAUAAUGAUGGCAUUUACAAAGGGAUAUGCUAAAUGAUACAUAAGGGAGAUGCUAAAUAUAACUACUGAGUAGUAGUGUUUGUUUGAAACUACAGUUCUAAAUUAGAGCAACAAGAACAUGAGUUUUCACUUGUGUGCUCUGAAAUGUAAAUUGGUCAAAUGAGGAACUCUGUUAAUUUGAAAUUGUUGUGUUUUAAUGUUGUUUUUUUUCUUUCUUUUUUUCUUUUUCUCCUUCCCCUCUCCAGCUAAAUGGCCUUAAAAUGGCAGAUGAGCCCAUGGAGGAAGGUGAACCAUAUUCCUACCACGAUGAAGGAAGUGUGAAAGAAAUUCCUAUUACACACCACGUGAAAGAAGGAUGUGAGAAAGCAGAUCCAGCACAGUUUGAACUACUUAAAGUUCUUGGACAGGGAUCAUUUGGAAAGGUCUUCCUUGUGAGGAAGAUUAUUGGUCCUGAUGCUGGGCAGCUUUAUGCAAUGAAAGUAUUGAAAAAAGCUUCUUUAAAAGUUCGGGAUCGAGUUCGUACGAAAAUGGAGAGGGACAUUUUAGUAGAAGUAAAUCAUCCCUUUAUCGUCAAACUGCACUAUGCCUUUCAGACUGAAGGGAAGCUCUAUUUAAUAUUGGAUUUUCUCAGGGGAGGAGAUGUAUUCACACGAUUAUCCAAAGAGGUUAUGUUUACAGAGGAAGAUGUGAAAUUCUACCUCGCAGAACUGGCCCUUGCUUUGGAUCACCUUCACAGCUUGGGAAUUGUGUACAGGGACCUGAAGCCAGAAAACAUUUUGCUUGAUGAAGCAGGACAUAUCAAGUUAACAGACUUUGGACUCAGCAAAGAAUCAGUAGAUCAAGAGAAGAAGGCCUAUUCUUUCUGUGGUACUGUAGAGUACAUGGCACCUGAAGUGGUAAACAGGAGAGGGCACAACCAGAGUGCUGACUGGUGGUCCUUUGGGGUCCUCAUGUUUGAGAUGCUCACUGGGACCCUGCCGUUCCAAGGGAAAGAUCGAAACGAAACCAUGAAUAUGAUACUGAAAGCAAAGCUUGGGAUGCCUCAGUUCCUCAGCCCUGAAGCACAGAGUCUUCUGAGGAUGUUGUUUAAAAGGAACCCAUCAAAUAGAUUAGGAGCUGGUUCAGAUGGAGUUGAGGAAAUCAAGAGACAUCCUUUUUUUUCUACUGUUGACUGGAAUAAACUGUUCAGAAGAGAAAUCCAGCCUCCAUUUAAACCUGCUUCUGGAAAGCCAGAAGACACCUUUUGUUUUGAUCCAGAAUUCACAGCAAAAACACCAAAAGAUUCUCCAGGAGUCCCACCGAGUGCAAAUGCCCAUCAGCUCUUCAAAGGAUUUAGUUUUGUUGCAACUACUACUGUAGAAGACCAUAAAAUAUCCCCUCUCACCAACAUCCUGCCCAUAGUACAGCUUCAUGGAAACAGUGCCCAGUUCACUGAUGUCUAUGAACUGAAGGAAGAUAUUGGUGUUGGUUCCUACUCUGUUUGCAAGAGGUGUAUACACAUAGCCACAAACAUGGAGUUUGCUGUGAAGAUAAUUGAUAAAAGCAAGAGGGAUCCCUCAGAAGAAAUCGAGAUUCUCAUGCGUUAUGGACAGCAUCCAAAUAUUAUCACUCUAAAGGAUGUGUAUGAUGACGGCAGGUUCAUCUACCUGGUGACUGAGCUGAUGAAGGGGGGGGAGCUGCUGGACCGGAUCCUGAGGCAGAAGUUCUUCUCGGAGCGCGAGGCCAGCGCUGUGCUGUUCACCAUCGCCAAGACUGUGGACUACCUGCACUGCCAGGGGGUGGUGCAUCGAGACCUCAAACCCAGUAAUAUUUUAUAUACAGAUGACUCCAAUAAUGCUGAUUCCAUCAGGAUUUGUGAUUUUGGAUUUGCAAAACAGCUUCGAGGAGAAAAUGGACUCCUCCUAACCCCGUGCUACACUGCAAACUUUGUGGCACCAGAGGUGCUCAUGAGACAGGGAUAUGAUGCUGCUUGUGACAUAUGGAGCUUGGGUGUUCUUCUUUACACCAUGUUGGCAGGCUACACUCCCUUUGCCAAUGGUCCCAAUGAUACUCCUGAGGAGAUCCUGGUACGGAUAGGCAGUGGAAAAUUCUCCCUAAGUGGAGGCAACUGGGACACUGUUUCAGAUGCAGCAAAGGACUUGCUCUCCCACAUGCUGCACGUGGAUCCCCACCAGAGGUACACGGCAGAGCAGGUGCUGAAGCAUUCCUGGAUUGCCUGCAGGGACCAGCUGCCACAUUAUCAGCUCAACAGGCAAGAUGCCCCUCAUCUAGUAAAGGGAGCCAUGGCUGCUACAUAUUCUGCACUGAAUCACAAGACAUUUCAGCCAGUGUUAGAGCCUGUUGCAGCCUCCAGUUUAGCUCAGCGACGGAGCAUGAAAAAGCUCACAUCCACAGACUUAUAGAUCCACUGGGACACCUGAGCACACAGAAGCAAGGGGGAAACUCAACAAGUGGCUCUGUUUUGCCUGACCUGUGAUCAAAAGGCAUCUAUGGUUUCCUGCUACACUACUUGAAUUCUGUAAAAGUCCUUUUUUUAAAAA
Molecule: messenger RNA, 4618 nt
Organism: Corapipo altera (White-ruffed manakin)
Lineage: Eukaryota; Metazoa; Chordata; Aves; Passeriformes; Pipridae
Gene: RPS6KA6
Product: ribosomal protein S6 kinase A6
Exons: 21
Coding region: 2339-4480 (713 amino acids)
Biological process (GO): protein phosphorylation
Molecular function (GO): magnesium ion binding; ATP binding; ribosomal protein S6 kinase activity
Source: RefSeq, a predicted model, not a curated record